Messenger RNA from Pezoporus occidentalis (night parrot), 7001 nucleotides. RefSeq names its product synaptojanin 1 (gene SYNJ1). Gene Ontology annotation, cellular component: presynapse; perinuclear region of cytoplasm. Gene Ontology annotation, biological process: phosphatidylinositol dephosphorylation; synaptic vesicle endocytosis. The record is from RefSeq and is a predicted model, not a curated record. Lineage: Eukaryota; Metazoa; Chordata; Aves; Psittaciformes; Psittacidae. The transcript has 31 exons. Bases 152 to 4915 code for a protein of 1587 amino acids. Gene Ontology annotation, molecular function: SH3 domain binding; phosphatidylinositol-4,5-bisphosphate 5-phosphatase activity; RNA binding.
UUUUACAGUUGCUUGCUUAUUUUUGUUAAACAUACAAAAUCUCUAGAAAAGGAUGCAAGUCAGACCUGCUUUGCAGAAGGUAUCUGGAAGUACAGGAAGGUUUCACUAACAUCAUCUUGUGUUGGACAGGACUGCCUCUGGUAAAGGCAAAAUGGCUUUCAGUAAAGGAUACCGCAUCUAUCACAAGCUGGAUCCACUUCCAUUCAGUGUGAUAGUGGAAGCCAGAAACAGAGAAGAAUGUCUCAUGUUUGAAUCCGGAGCUGUGGCUGUCCUCUCUUCUGCAGAAAAAGACACAAUCAAGAAUACCUAUUCCAAAGUAAUGGAUGCAUAUGGUCUUUUGGGUGUAUUAAGAUUAAAUCUUGGAGACACAUUGUUACAUUAUCUGGUUCUAGUAACAGGAUGCAUGUCUGUGGGAAAGAUUCAAGACUCGGAAGUUUUUCGAGUUACUUCCACCGAGUUUGUGUCGUUACGGAUUGAUUCAACAGAUGAGGAUCGUAUUUCAGAAGUGCGCAAAGUUUUGAACUCGGGCAACUUUUAUUUUGCAUGGUCUGCAACUGGGGUCAGUUUAGAUCUUAGUCUCAAUGCUCACCGCAGCAUGCAGGAGCACACCACUGACAAUAGGUUCUUCUGGAACCAGUCACUGCAUUUACAUCUGAAGCACUAUGGUGUGAACUGUGAUGACUGGUUGUUACGUCUCAUGUGUGGAGGAGUGGAGAUAAGGACAAUUUAUGCGGCUCACAAGCAGGCAAAGGCUUGUCUCAUUUCACGACUGAGCUGUGAGCGGGCUGGCACCAGAUUUAACGUUCGGGGAACAAAUGAUGAUGGACAUGUUGCUAACUUUGUUGAAACAGAGCAGGUGAUAUUUUUGGAUGACUCUGUGUCAUCUUUCAUACAGAUUCGAGGAUCUGUUCCAUUAUUUUGGGAGCAGCCAGGUCUGCAGGUGGGAUCCCAUCGUGUCAGAAUGUCAAGGGGUUUUGAGGCGAAUGCACCAGCUUUUGACAGGCAUUUCCAAACUCUUAAAAAUUUAUAUGGCAAGCAAAUAAUUGUAAAUUUACUUGGGGCAAAAGAAGGGGAGCACAUGCUCAGCAAAGCUUUUCAGAGCCAUUUGAAAGCAUCUGAACAUUCAACUGAUAUCAAAAUGGUGAACUUCGACUAUCAUCAAAUGGUUAAAGGUGGAAAAGCAGAAAAACUGCACAGUGUGCUUAAACCUCAAGUCCAGAAAUUCUUAGAGUGUGGAUUUUUUUAUUUUGAUGGAAAGGAAGUUAAAAGAUCUCAAAGCGGUACUGUCAGAACAAACUGCUUGGACUGUCUGGAUAGAACAAACAGCGUACAAGCUUUCUUUGGCUUGGAGAUGCUAACAAAACAACUGGAGGUGUUAGGAUUAGCUGAGAAGCCUCAGUUGGUUACUCGCUUUCAGGAAGUUUUCCGAUCCAUGUGGUCUGUGAAUGGUGAUUCUGUCAGUAAAAUUUAUGCUGGAACUGGAGCCCUUGAAGGGAAAGCUAAGGCUGGAAAGCUGAAGGAUGGUGCUCGUUCUGUGACCAGAACGAUUCAAAAUAACUUUUUUGAUAGCUCCAAGCAGGAGGCCAUUGAUGUUUUGUUAUUGGGAAAUACCCUAAAUAGUGAUUUAGCAGAUAAAGCACGGGCUCUCUUAACCACCAGCAGUUUACGCGUUUCAGAGCAAUCAUUACAAUCAGCAUCUGUAAAAGUGCUAAAGAGUAUGUGUGAAAACUUUUAUAAGUAUGCAAAACCGAAAAAAAUUAGAGUCUGUGUCGGGACAUGGAAUGUCAACGGGGGGAAGCAGUUUCGAAGUAUUGCCUUUAGAAAUCAGACCCUCACUGACUGGCUUCUAGAUGCACCAAAGUUAGCUGGAAUUCAUGAAUUCCAAGAUCGCAAAAGCAAGCCUGUAGACAUAUUUGCCAUUGGAUUUGAAGAAAUGGUGGAGUUAAAUGCAGGAAACAUUGUGAAUGCCAGCACAACCAAUCAGAAGCUCUGGGCCGCUGAGCUGCAGAAGACUAUAUCAAGAGAUUACAAGUAUGUGCUGCUGGCUUCUGAGCAGUUGGUGGGCGUCUGCCUUUUUGUGUUCAUCAGGCCCCAGCAUGCGCCUUUUAUCAGGGAUGUUGCUGUUGACACUGUAAAGACUGGCAUGGGAGGAGCCACUGGUAAUAAAGGUGCAGUAGCAAUUCGGAUGUUGUUCCAUACAUCCAGUCUUUGCUUUGUCUGCAGUCAUUUUGCUGCAGGGCAAUCACAAGUUAAGGAGAGAAAUGAAGACUUCAUAGAAAUAGCUCGCAAGCUCAGUUUUCCAAUGGGAAGGAUGCUCUUUUCCCAUGAUUAUAUCUUUUGGUGUGGUGACUUUAAUUAUCGAAUUGAUAUUCCAAAUGAGGAGGUUAAGGACCUAAUACGACAACAGAACUGGGACUCCCUUAUUGCAGGAGACCAGCUUAUGAAUCAGAAAAAUUCUGGACAGAUUUUUAGGGGAUUUUUGGAAGGCAAAAUAAAUUUUGCUCCCACAUACAAAUAUGAUCUGUUUUCUGAUGACUAUGACACCAGUGAAAAAUGUCGCACACCAGCAUGGACAGAUCGUAUUCUCUGGAGAAGAAGAAAAUGGCCUUUUGACCGAUCAGCUGAAGACCUGGAUCUUCUGAAUGCUAGUUUUCACAGUGACAGUAACGUCCCUUAUACAUGGAAUCCUGGUACUUUGUUGCACUACGGAAGAGCAGAGCUGAAAACAUCUGAUCAUAGGCCUGUGGUUGCAUUGAUUGACAUUGACAUAUUUGAAAUUGAAGCAGAAGAGAGACAAAAGGUUUAUAAGGAGGUGAUUGCAAUGCAGGGACCACCUGAUGGUACUGUAAUGGUCUCCAUCAAAAGUUCUUCAGCAGAAGAAAACUAUUUUGAUGACAACUUAAUUGAUGAACUUCUUCAAAAAUUUGCAGGCUAUGGUGAAGUUAUACUUAUAAGGUUUGUAGAAGACAAGAUGUGGGUAACAUUUUUGGAAGGAAGCUCUGCUUUGAAUGUUAUGAAUUUGAAUGGUACUGAGCUACUAGGAAGGAUUAUAAACAUAAGUUUGAAAAAUCCAGAUUGGAUCAGAACUUUGGAAGAUGAAAUGAAUCUAGAGAAGAUUAAUAUUGCGCUACCUUCAUCAACAAGCUCCACUUUGCUUUGUGAAGAUGCUGAGGUUACUGCUGACUAUGAUAUGGAAGGAGACAUUGAUGACUACAGUGCAGAAGUAGAAGAAAUCCUUCCUCAGCAUCUGCAGCCUACUUCAAGCUCUGGUCUUGGAACCUCCCCAAGCUCUUCGCCACGUUCCAGUCCCUGUCAAUCCCCUACGCUGUCAGAUGGACCUGCCCUCCCAGUGAGACCGAGCAGAGCACCGGCAAAAACUCCUGGACCACCUGUUUCCACACACACUGAAUUUCAGGUUGGCACCCAGCAGAAAGAGUCUUCUCAGAGCCUGGAGCCUAAGCGUCCUCCUCCACCUCGCCCAGUUGCUCCUCCUGCGCGACCCUCUCCACCACAGAGGCCACCUCCACCAUCAGGCGGUAGGAGUCCUGCACCUGCUAGAAAAGAAUAUGGAGGUCUUGGAGCUCCUCCCAGUCCUGGGGUAGCUAGGAGAGAAGUAGAAGCACAAAAAAGUCCUGGAACACAAAGAAAAGAUAACUUAGUUCGUAAUCAGCCUCCACCUUCACCUGGAAUUUCAAGCACAGGAGCUGCUGGAUAUGGUACAACCAGACCGACUAUUCCACCUCGAGCUGGAGUUAUUAGUGCGCCACAAAGCCAUGCACGUCCCUCUGGGGGAAGACCAGCACCUGAAACUCAGACGAAACCAGCUGAACCACCAAGGGGCUCACCGUCGCUUCCUGAACCACUAAAGCCUCAGGCUGCUGGACCUGCUCAGCCCACGACCACUCAGACACCUCCUGUGCUAAAAAUGCAGGAGCCUCUGAUACCUGUAUCAUCACAUCCACCUCAGACAAGUGCCCCACAAAGUCUGGAACCCCCACAACCACCUCCUCGGAGCCGAUCAUCUCAGAGUUUGCCUUCUGAAUCUGUUCCUUCACAGCAGCAAAUGAAAACAAAUGGAGCAUACGGCACUAAACUUGAAACGCAGUUAAACAGUGACCCUUUUGAAGAUUUGUCGUUUAAGCUGCUUGUGUCAAAGAUGCAGACAUCUGUCCGAAAAUCACCUGUUCCAACUUUGAACCAGAAGGAGUCGAUACAGUUGCCUUCAGCAACACAAAGAAAUGAUGAUAUUUUGAAUACUUUAAAUUGCAUGCCAGCAAUGCCUCCUGUUCUGACCUUUAACACAUCACAGGAACAUAAGCGCAGCUCUCCAAAUCCAUUUAUUACUGGACUGAACUGCACAAACCCAUUCACUGAAAGAACUCCUAAUGCUGGAAACCCAUUUAGAACAGAUACACAAGAGUCUGAAAUAACUUCACGUUUACUAGAAGGACGUGCCUCUUGCAAUCCUUUCCCUUCUCUAAAUCCUCUCAGUUGUAAUACAGGCAAGCCUGUAUUUUCUGUGGAUGCGUCUGAAAAUACUUUUUGCUUGCCAGGUAAAUCUGUCAUGGUAAAAAACGUACAGCCAAAAGGAUGGGUAACAUUUGAUGAUGAUGAUAAUUUCAACGUAAAGCUAAAGCCAUCUAAAAGUGUUCCAGAUAUUAAGCAAAUCAGCUCCAGGAAGUCAGAUGGCUCUCCAGAUUUGCUGGGCACUGAGCAAAAUACUUUUCUUGGUUCAGACUUUAACUUUGAUAAUGACUGGAAUAGAAGUUUGACUGAUUGCUUCUAUACAAUGCCAGCAAGAAGACCACCUGCACCUCCCAUACCAUCAAGAGUAACCAGCAACAGAUCCCCCACAGAUCCUUUCACUUCCUUGGCACCUAAGGUGUCACCAACACAGGAUUUUACAGAAAGAUAGCUGUUCAAAUAUAUAAGAGGUUAUAUUUGUUGCUACAUUUAUCCAGUAGAAUAAUUGGGCAUUUGAGAUUAUUCUGUGUGCAAUAAUUAUGUCAAAUGCACUGAAACGUAACUCUGCUCGUAAACGGCCACUCUUGUUUGUGUAUAAAUUUUGAAUAUGUAUAUAUGGUAGAGCACAAAAAAUUGUCUGAAAUGUAUUAAAAUCCCAAUGUAAUAGUGUUUGCAUAGACAGAGAAAAGAGGGAUGAGCUACUAAUCUCAUUAAAAUAUAGCAAUCUUGAAAAUGGUUUCUGCUUAGGGAGCCCUCCCAUUUAUGUUCCUCUUUGUGGAAUUUCUAGGAAAGAGGCUCCUUGCUGGUAGCCUCCCCAUUCCCUUUUUACUGUUUUGUUAAUUGAUAUUUAUAAAUUGAUAUUUACCAAAGAGCUGCCAAAGUUUAUUGAGAUUUGAAUGUUGACAACUAUUGUUUAGAAGUUGUUUAAUUUAUAACAGAGGCUGUGGAUAUUUGUAAGGCAUAUAUUUGAAUGUGAGGCACAACAAAAAUAGUUUAAUUUCAAACAAAAAUUUGCUUAUUAAUAUAUUCAGUAUUUUAAUUUUCUGUGUCAGUAUAUUUCAGCUAUUAAAUCUUACUGUGACAUACACUCACUAGCAUUACUUCAGAAUAACUGUUCCAUAUCAUCCACUUAUUUUAAAGAUGCUUCCCUUCCCCCCGCCAGAUCAGAAACAACUGAUACAAGUUUUCCAUUAACCUCUGGGAAGAAAAUUCCCCUUGGGUUUUGAGAAACAAAAGUGGUCUUCAUCAGUUGCAGCCAACAUAUUGGAGUUGGCUUGUCCCAUUCUGCUCUUCUGCACAUUAGAAGGGUCCUAUAGAAAGCCCUGAGCAAAGGAAUUAGCAGCCAUGUUGUAACAGCAGAGGAGAUGGUCACUUGUGUGAUAGAGUUCUCCACUCAGCAUCCUCCCCAUCCACAAGACUGACUGCUGUAUUUGUAAAAUUGUACUUUCAAAGAAAACAAGGAGAACAGUAGUUCUCUGAACAAUAUCAUUCCAUCACUUCUGCAGUUAAAACUGAAUGAGUGACUUCCUCACUCAGUGACAGGGACCAUUGUCAAUGUGGUGCUGCUUUGAGGCUAGUGAAGGCUUAGUCACCAUUCUACAUGCUGUGCUAUAAAAACAUAACUCUUUGUGCUUUCAUGAUUUUCUAAAGCUCAAAUGAGAUUACAUAUAAUAUGGCAUGUUGUUAUCCAGAGGCAAUUUAAAAUAACCAGUUUCCUUAGCUCCAUUUAUGUGUGCUAUAACAACCCUGCAGUUCUCCUUGCAGUUCAUAGUGUCUUCGGACAUUUACUUAGGACUAUUACACAGCUGCCUACUUUUAUCCAAAGCUGAACGUGUCGUGCUGUUGUCAUCUCUUGGGGGACUGCAAAUAUAUCCCUACACACCUUGGCUUAAUUGCGAACAGGCUACUGGUUCUGCAAAACCAGGGACUGAAACACAACAUACUAGCAUUAUAUUUACAGUAGCCAAACGCACAGUGUAAGUACUUUUUUUAAAAUGCUGUCAAAAGGUUAUUUAUAAAAUAAUCCACUCUUCCUUUAAACAGUGUAUGGUUGGCCAUAAGCUGCAGUUGGGUAAAGGAUCGUGAGUUUUCUAUUGCGCUUUGUAUCUGUUCAGGCCAUUAAACAGCACUUGUACAUUUUACACAGCAGUGGUAUUAUACUCCUUGUGUGCUUCAGUGCGUGAAUUCCCUUGUUUUAAACUGUUGCUAUAAACAUCUGUGUGAUUGGUGUUUUGGUAUAUUCUUACAUUAUUUCAAAACAAUUGGGGGGGGGAACUUUUGCUAGUGGAUAAAUAUGUUCUUCGUUGAGUAUCUAAUUACAGUGAUUACAAACUACUGGCUAAACUGUACCUGGUAUACAGCACCUCUACACUUUACAGGAUUAUGGAGACUGACAGCGACAUACUGCAAACAUCACCAGAACUCUCCAGAAAUAAAGUGUGUGUGUAUAUAUCUAGCUAACCACUGUAACGUGUAUUAACGCCAAUAAUUACUAGCAGGAGUUCUGCAGAUAAUGAGAAUUAAAAUUAGAGACGCUC